CCAUAGACAGUAAUCCCGUGUUACUGUAGCGCUACAUAGUGGGUCAGGGAGGGCUGCAGAACAUUACAUUUCUAUCUUUAUUACUUUGCUUAUUCUGUGAGAAUGGACAAUUCCGGCAAGGAAAAAGAGGCAAUUCAACUCAUCGCUGAAGCCGACAAGAAAGUGAAAUCCUCUGGGUCUUUCUUAGGAGGAAUGUUUGGCGGGAAUCACAAGGUGGAAGAGGCCUGUGAGAUGUAUGCCAGGGCAGCCAACAUGUUCAAGAUGGCCAAAAACUGGAGUGCUGCAGGGAAUGCAUUUUGCCAAGCUGCCAGACUGCAUAUGCAGCUCCAGAACAAACAUGAUGCAGCCACCAGCUUUGUUGAUGCUGGAAAUGCAUUCAAGAAGGCUGAUCCACAGGAGGCUAUCAACUGCUUAAAUGCAGCCAUCGAUAUUUACACAGACAUGGGUCGAUUUACUAUUGCUGCCAAACACCACAUUACAAUUGCUGAAGUAUAUGAGUCAGAGCUGGUGGACAUUGAGAAGGCAAUUGCACAUUAUGAACAGGCUGCAGACUAUUACAAAGGCGAGGAAUCUAACAGCUCGGCAAACAAGUGUCUUCUGAAGGUUGCUUCAUAUAGCGCCCAGCUGGAACAGUAUCAGAAGGCCAUUGAGAUAUAUGAGCAGGUUGGAACAAACACCAUGGACAACCCUUUACUGAAAUACAGUGCCAAAGAAUAUUUCUUCAAAGCCUCUUUAUGUCAUUUCAUUGUGGAUGAGCUGAAUGCAAAGCUUGCUGUUGAGAAGUAUGAGGAAAUGUUCCCAGCAUUUUCAGAUUCAAGAGAGUGCAAACUUCUGAAGAAACUCCUGGAGGCACAUGAGGAGCAGAAUGCAGAGGCUUUCACAGACGCGGUGAAGGAGUUUGACUCAAUUUCACGUCUUGACCAGUGGCUGACCACCAUGCUUCUGCGCAUCAAGAAAACUAUUCAGGGUGAUGAAGGGGACUUAAAGUGAGAUGUGGAGUUGAGGGGAAACCGUUCAAGGCAUGCAAACCUCUCCCCAGUGCAUAUCAUUUCAUUUUUGUGCAAUGACCAAUUUCAGGUUUCCCACUACAGUAUGUCAGAUUUAUUGCUGCAGCAUUUAUAGAGAUUAUAUAAAGCUAUAUUACAUUGGUUUUCAGAUAUUUUUAACAUAUAUUUAGCUUUUAAACAUUAGACCUGGUUGGGACUGAUGAAUGUCAGGCUCCCUGUUUUUAUAAUUAACAUGUUUUUCAUGGAUACUCAGUGGUAGAUAAGUAUAGAAUAAAGGAUGAACCAGGCACCUGAGAACUCUUUGUUGGUCCCCCUGGUUAACUAAUUACUGGAGUUUGGUUUGCUAGUGCUGCAUGACACACACAGAUGUAUUUGUUGUGUCAGACAAGUGGAUACAUUGUCCUUUUAUGUAGAUUUUGCCAUUUUAUUUGUUUGAGCGUUUCCCCAAUUCAUUUAUGUAAUUUACAACCAACAAACUUCUCUCAGUACCUCUACAUAUACAGGCAGGUGGGCCUUAUGUCCAACUACAUUAUGUGCACUGAGAGUUCAACACGUCUCAUCACGUUUAUCAUGGCGCUCCAGUGAAAGGAGUGAGCGGUUGUCUGUGGCAGCACUGCUGGUACUGUGUCCAGGGAUCUAAGCCAGAAUUGAACUUGUGUUCAUAGAGAAAUUUUAAUUUACAUUGUCUACACAGUGUAAUAAUAGUGGAAUAUUAGAGUUGUCACUUCCUUAUCAAUCUUUAUUUAUUAAUCCCUAAAUUAUUUUUUUGUGAUGAGAUUUCUUUACAUUAUGAAAUAUUUUAACUUUGUUUCUGUCUCUGCUUGCAGUAAGUGGUUUGCAGAUUCAACACCAAGUAUUUAUACAUUUGAAGGAAAACACUUGUUGCUUCUUGUUUGCCAGCAUGUUCAAACAAUGAAGAGUUUGUGAAUUCUCUGUAUACCUUGUGUCAGUGUGUUACGUGUUGUGUUGUGAAUUCAUAGAUCAUGCAGCACUUAAGCUUGUGCACUCUCCAUCGUAGUCUUUAGCAGUGCAUGUCACUGUGGGUUAGUGUUGUUUAAUGUUCAGUAUCUCAGUGGGUCUGCGAUUUUUAAAAAGCCAUCAGAAGAGCUACAUGCUUAUUCUUUCUGACCGAGUAGUUGACCUCUUGUCAAAUGUCUGUAUGAAUGUACAGAAAUAAAUGACCAAUAUUUAAAAAAAUAAAACUUUGUUGAAAUAU
Messenger RNA from Electrophorus electricus (electric eel), 2223 nucleotides. RefSeq names its product N-ethylmaleimide-sensitive factor attachment protein, beta b (gene napbb). Gene Ontology annotation, biological process: synaptic transmission, glutamatergic; regulation of synaptic vesicle priming; intracellular protein transport. Lineage: Eukaryota; Metazoa; Chordata; Actinopteri; Gymnotiformes; Gymnotidae. Gene Ontology annotation, cellular component: terminal bouton; synaptobrevin 2-SNAP-25-syntaxin-1a complex; vacuolar membrane. The record is from RefSeq and is a predicted model, not a curated record. Gene Ontology annotation, molecular function: soluble NSF attachment protein activity; syntaxin binding.